GUAAUGUAGUAGGAGAGCAGAGCAGCUGAACUGUAGUUUCGAAGCCUCUUCCCCAAACGGAGUACUGUGUUGCUGGGACUCGGUGUGCGCGGAGCGAGAGAGGAGGUUCUGUAGAAUGUUCUGGAGUGAAGUUUAGAGCAGAUGUAUUGAUGUAUUCCGUUAGAAUGCUGCAGGUUGAGGUUCUCCGUGCGGUUCUUCUGACUGUGUGUCUGACAGUAAGUGUGGGCUCUGCUCGUCCUCCUAAUGUGGUCUUCAUCCUGGCUGAUGAUCUGGGCUGGAACGACGUGGGCUUUCACCGCUCUGAGAUCCGAACCCCGGUGCUCGACCGGCUGGCAGCUGCGGGGGUGAAGCUAGAGGGGUACUACGUCCAGCCGCUGUGCACACCGUCCAGGAACCAGCUGAUGACCGGCAGAUACCAGAUCCACACAGGGAUGCAGCACCAGAUUAUCUGGCCCUGCCAGCCAUACUGCGUCCCUCUGGAGGAGAAGCUGCUGCCCCAGCUGAUGAGGGAGGCUGGAUACUCUACCCACAUGGUGGGCAAAUGGCAUUUGGGCAUGUAUAAAAAAGAGUGCCUGCCCACACGUCGAGGCUUCGACUCUUACUUCGGGUACCUGACAGGUUCUGAGGAUUACUUUAGUCAUAAUAGAUGUAGUCCCAUCACUCCUCUAAACGUAACCCGCUGUGCACUGGAUCUCAGAGAUGGAGAGGAGGUCGCCACGAGUUACAGCGGUGCUUUCUCCACCGAGCUCUUCACUCAGAAAGCCACCAGCAUCAUACAGCAGCACAAAGCAGACAAGCCACUCUUCCUCUACAUGGCCCUGCAGGCAGUUCAUGCUCCUCUGGAGGUUCCUGAGCGUUACGUCACCCCGUACAACUUCAUCAAGAACAAGAACCGCAGGGUGUACGCAGGCAUGGUGUCGGCAAUGGACGAGGCUGUGGGCAACAUCAGCAGAGCUCUGCAGGACACCGGGCUGUGGAACAACACCGUGCUGAUCUUUUCCACAGAUAAUGGGGGUCAAACGCUGGCCGGGGGCAACAAUUGGCCUCUCCGGGGCAGAAAGUGGUCACUCUGGGAGGGCGGAGUCAGAGGCGUAGGCUUCGUGGCGAGCCCACUUCUGGAGCGGCCGGGAACCGUCAGCCAUGAACUGAUCCACAUUUCUGAUUGGUUGCCUACGCUAGUGGGUCUGGCUGGCGGGUCGACCCACGGCACAAAGCCGCUGGAUGGGUUUAAUGUGUGGGACACCAUCAGUAAAGGUAAAGCAUCUCCUAGACUGGAACUGCUGCACAACAUCGACCCCUUGUAUGACGACAUCGCGCCCUGCACCGGGAAGGGUGUAUUAUUUGAGGAGCUGCAGGAAUCUUGGCGUUUGUUGUCGUCAAGACGAGCCUCACCAGAGCUCUCCCUACAAUUCAAUGUGUCCAUGCACGCUGCCAUUCGCCAUGGCAAAUGGAAGCUCCUGACUGGUUACCCAGGUUGUCCUCUGUGGAUUCCUCCGCCAGGUGAGGGUCAGGAAGAGUUCUCUGCCACACCUGAACCACUGAAACAGGUGAUGCUGUUCAACAUUGUGCAGGACCCUGAGGAGAAACAAGAAGUCUCAUCACAGCACCCAGAGGUGGUCAACUUUCUGCUAAGGCGCUUGGACCACUACCAGCAGGAGGCGCUGCCCAUCACAUUCCCACCUGAGGAUCCUGGGUGUGAUCCGGAGCGUCUGGGAGGAGCUUGGGGGCCAUGGGCCUGACGGCAUAGGCACUCAGAUCAGGGCAAUCUGACGGGAUUGGAUUGGCUGAAAAAUGAUCACUUACUUGAAAUCUAAAGGCUACUGCACACCGAACACGCCGCCCAACACAUGUGCCUAAAAAUGUGACACUGUCGUUUUUAAUCGAAGCACACAAGGUUUGUCAAAGCACGACCUCAGCACUUUGCCAUUACUACGUUAAAGUAAAGCCACAUCGAGAGCAUAGAAGGCCAUUGUAGUUGAAACGUACACAGAGAAAGGCAGCCAGUCUUUUAGAUAAACCUCAGCUAACGUUAUUAGCUUACUCAUUUUUCACUUUGUGCCUUUCAAAAGAUUGUGUUGAGGAGUGAACUCACCCAAAAGGUGAUAAAUUAUAGUGAAAGUUUAAUUUACCUCUUAUUCUCCAGGGUAUACUUUGGUUUGUUCAUCUGAAUUUACAUGACCAAAUCAUAAGGCAAAUUAUUCAGUAACUGCAUGAAGUAACUACGUUUUCAUGUAUUCAUUUAUUUUCUGU
Molecule: messenger RNA, 2250 nt
Organism: Pygocentrus nattereri (red-bellied piranha)
Lineage: Eukaryota; Metazoa; Chordata; Actinopteri; Characiformes; Serrasalmidae
Product: arylsulfatase B
Exons: 8
Coding region: 150-1739 (529 amino acids)
Source: RefSeq, a predicted model, not a curated record